GGCAGGGGCAUUUCAGCGAUGACCAUACAAGUGAAGCUUAACAUACAAAGAGAUGCUCCUAAUGCUGAAAAAAGCGGCGCUGUUGCUGUGUUGUUGGUGCCUGAUGCUGAUGGUGCAGGAAGUAAAGUCAGAUAAUGAAGAUGACCUAAAUAAAUGCUUUAUGGAUCAGGACUAUGGAGAACUGUUGGAGAUUGCCAGAAAGGGCUUACCAAAGACAUCCAAGCCUAAGAAAAUCAUUAUUGUGGGUGGAGGGAUUGCAGGACUGACGGCAGCCCAGUUGCUAGAGGAGGCUGGCCAUGAGAUAACCAUAUUUGAGGCAAGUGAUCGAAUUGGAGGACGGGUGUACACUUACAGGGAGAAAAAUAAUACGUGGUAUGCAGAACUUGGAGCCAUGAGGAUUCCUUCUUUUCACAAAAUUCUACUUACCUUUAUUGAAAAGCUUUAUCUAACGUUGAACUCCUUCAUUGAAAAAGAUAUCAACACUUGGUACUACAUAAACGGUAUCCGCAAGAGAACUCGUGUUGUUGACAAUGACCCAGAUGUGUUGAAUUAUACUGUGUAUCAUCAUGAGAAAGGAAAGACGGCGGAACAGCUCUACAAUGACGCACUAGCUCCAGUGAAAGACUACCUCAAAAAAACAGGCUACAACUGUUCAAAAGUUAUGCAAAAAUAUGACUCCUACACUGUCAAGGAAUAUUUUCUAGAUGAGGGACGUUUGAGCCAAGGAGCUGUGCAGAUGAUUGGAGACUUGCUGGAUGACACUGGAUUUUUCUAUGACGCCUUUACUGAGAAUUUGAGGCUCCUUUCUGAUCUUAAUGACCAAAACCGCUACUAUGAAAUCAGAGGAGGCAUGGAUAACCUGGUCAAGGCAAUUUACCAAAACCUCAGCUGCACUGUUUACCUGAACUCAAGAGUGACACAGAUAAAGCAAGAUCAACGUGGUGUCACUGUGCUUUAUAAGAACCAGAAAACACCUGCUGAUGAUUUGAGCUUCAGUGCAGAUUAUGUACUCCUCACAGCCACAGCCAAAGCUUCCUUGCUGCUGAACUAUGAGCCUGCUCUGUCAAGGAAAAAAAUGCAAGCUCUACGUUUAGUCCACUAUUCAGGGUCAACCAAGAUCUUCCUAAGUUUCAAGUCUCGUUUCUGGGAAAAGCAAGGAAUAUUUGGUGGAAAGUCCAUUACCGAUCUUCCGUCUAGAUUUAUCUUUUACCCCAGUCACAGCUUUGAAGGCACUGAUGGUGGUGUGCUGCUUGCCUCUUACACAUAUGGUGAGGAUUCUGAUUUCUUUAAUGGACUAAAUGAGAAGGAAUGCAUGAAGGUUGCUCUCAGAGACCUGGCAAAAAUUCAUGGAGAAGAUAUUUAUUCACUCUGGGAUGGAGGAGUAGUAAAAAAAUGGAGCAGGGAUCCCUUCAGUUUAGGAGCCUUCUCCAUAUUUAACCCCUACCAACUCAAUGAAUACUACAAAGACCUUUUUGCAAAGGAAGAAAGGAUACACUUUGCUGGGGAGCAUACAGCACUGCCACAUGGCUGGAUUGAAACUUCAAUGAAAUCUGCUAUCAGGGCAGCAAGAAACAUCCAUAACAUAAAGAACAAUGACAUUGUACUUUAAUGGGACUCGGAGGAGGCAAAGCUACAAUAUUACUGCCCUGACCCAUUGAUUCAGAAUUUGUCACAUUUCAAAAGAACUUUAAUAGGUUGCUUCAAUUGUUUUCAGAAAAGAGAACAUAAACACAAAGAGAACACUAAAACUGCUAAAAUGGUGCAAUGUGUUUCUGAACUUUUUUUCUUUUUAGAAUAAGUAUUAAACAAAUAUUCAGUUCUCCAUCCAUCCACAUUCAAUGCUGAAAAUUCGACUGAAUGCAGAGUCUACUGUGGACUGUAUACAAAUACUUAUGGUAAAGGAAAUGUAAUAGAAAUGAACUGCUAUACUUAGGGAAAAAGUGUUUUUUACAUUUAAAUACAAAGUAUAAAUUAAAUUUAAAUACAUUUAAAUUAAAAAAACUGCAUGAAAUUUCCUCAGUUGCAAACCUUUGAAAAUGGUUAAUUGUUCUGAAAUUACUCCAAAAUGCACUACCACAGUAAGAGAAUGGCUUUUAAUUUAUUAAAACUGUUGAAUGCAUGUAGUGAUUUCUUAUUACUAAAAUAAAUGUAAUGAAUUUAGGCUGCAAACUGAAUACUCUGUUAUUUUGAGACUGACAAGUUUCUAAAAAUGUGUACACUUACUCACUUACUGUAUCUACCUUAUCUAAAUCUCUUUACAAUUUGAGUAAAAAUUCAUCGAAGACCAACAUUAAUCUUACAUUUAAAAUUCUUGUGUUAGUUUCUCUUAAAUUUUUUGUAAUUUAAUUUACAUUCUGUGAUACUGUUGAUGUGUCAAUCAUCUUUUCUUUAUUUUAUGAACACCAAAUUGCAGGGUCAUAAAAAAGAUUACCAGCAAUUCAGUAUCUCUUUACUUACAGAGCAAAAGUCAAUUAUUCAUUUUAUGAAAUGUGUAUAGAAUCUUCAAAAAUAAUGUCAUAAUUUAAUGGACCUGCAUAUGCAGCUCUUUAAACUUCACUUAACACAUGUACAGUAUAUGAAUCUGCUAUUUGUAGGAGUCCCAGGUGACAAAUGUUUUCUGCAUAGAUAAUAUUUUGCAUAUGCCUACAUGAUAAAAUCAAGUAUUAGACUGGAGUUUUUUUGGAGCCCAUUCUGUUGAUUCACCUCUUCCUUUGAACAUCAAAGCUGUAGACUGAAAUGAUGGGUGAAAUACCUUUUUGUAAAAUAAUAUCAUAAGCAUUAUUUUUAAAAGUGGCAAGAUAGGGAACUGCAUGUAGCACAGUGUAGGUAUGAGUUCUUGAUAUGCAAAGUGAUCAAAGUUUUUUGAGCUCUGUAUGACUGGAAGUCUGACAUACCACAUAGUGAACUUUUAUUGGGGUCAUUCACAAGAAUUCAGUUUUUCAACUAACAAUGCACAUCAACAAUCUUUGCAAUCACAGUGUAGCUUGAAAAAAAGACAUGUUAUUUACAUUAAAGGUUUCUACAGUCUCUAAUACAAAAAACUUAUAUCACAUUUAUUAAGCACUGAAAUUCCUGAAAUUCUAAAUUUGCUUAACAAAAACUUCCAAGAAGUGUAUUGGUGGUACUGUACAUUAAAAGUGCAAUGGACUGAUAAAUUAUAAUAAUUAAUAAUUAUUAAUAAUUAAUUAAUAAUUCAGUACUGCACUGUGGUGCUUUAUUAGUAGCAGAUUAAUAAUGGAGUGAAAGUGUUUCUGGUGGAACGGUGGCGCAGUGGGUAGCACUGCUGCCUCGCAGUUA
Molecule: messenger RNA, 3297 nt
Organism: Polypterus senegalus (gray bichir)
Lineage: Eukaryota; Metazoa; Chordata; Cladistia; Polypteriformes; Polypteridae
Gene: il4i1
Product: interleukin 4 induced 1
Exons: 7
Coding region: 53-1609 (518 amino acids)
Biological process (GO): amino acid catabolic process
Molecular function (GO): L-amino-acid oxidase activity; polyamine oxidase activity
Source: RefSeq, a predicted model, not a curated record